AUGGAGGUACCCGGAAAGACCAGAGAUAGAGUUCAAGGUCUAACGUCAUCUUUGGGAUCAUCUAAAUGUCAUGGAAUGUUAUGUCAACCAUGUAAAGCUGACGGUGAGAGUUUAGAAGCCGAUGGUUUCUGUCAGAACUGCCAGGAAUAUCUGUGUAAAACGUGUAUCAAAUAUCACCGCAAAGUAACUGUCAGUAAACAUCAUACUAUUCUGGAUAAGGCUAAUAUGCCAAAGAAAGUCGAACCACAAACUGUCAAACAACUAUGUACUUCGACCUGCAAUAAACACAAAUUAGAGAUAAUCAAGUACUUCUGCAGAGAUCAUGAUACAGUCGGGUGCGGUAAUUGCUUGUUUAUUGACCACAAGGCAUGUCAGGUUGAGUUUAUCCCGGAUAUAGCUGACGAAUUCGUUAACGGCGAGGAAUAUAAAGCUAUUCUGGUCAAACUCGAGAAACUCCAAACAAAGGUUGAUUCCAAGAUAAUGGCAACAGGGACAGACCAGAAAGUAUGUGCUGAAGAAUUCGUUUCCGCUGUUCAAGAAAUAAAAAGAUUCCGAAAAGAAAUUGAAGAUUAUCUAAACAAGAUGGAACAAUCAAUACUAAAGGAAUGUGAACGUCUAAGGAAAGGAAAUGAAAGUGCUAUAACUAAAAAUGAGUGUUUGCUGAUAACUAUCAAGUCUGAACUAGAUGACAUUGCUGAAUGUUUAACAUCACAGUCAAAGAAAACCACUGACCUGUUUGUUGAAGCAAAGCAAACAGAAACUCGCCUGAGUGAUUUAGAGCAAGACAUGAAACAAAAUGUAAAAACAGCAUUUACUGAGUAUAAGUUUGUACGUAACAGUGACUUGAACGCGAUGGUUACUGGAAACUGCCCUCUGGGAAAGCUUUUUUCAAAGUUAGUUUCUUACAAUCUUUCAAAGGAAUGCAGCAUUGCUGAAUUUAAACCAAUAUUUGAUAGUGAAAUUAUUGUUCAUUCAAAUGCCCUUAUUUCAAACAUGCUUCUUUUAUCACCAGACUCACUUUUAUGCGUAGAUAAUGCAAACACCUCCGUUAAAGUGGUAGACAUAAAACAAAAAAGUAUUUCAUCACAGAUUCUCUUGAAAAUUAGGCCGUGGGAUAUAACGUUCGUAGCCACCGACCAGAUUGCAGUUACAUUACCUGUUAUUGAGAAGAUUCAUUUCCUCUCAGUUACAGACAAGAAAUUGACAUCAAUCAGAGAAAUAAAAGUCAACGGAGAAUGUAGAGGGAUAGCUCACUACCAGAAUACAUUAGUGGUAUCUUUUGUCGGACCACCAAAACUUCAAAUUUUGACACUGGAGGGAGUGAUUGUACGCGAUAUUACAGCUGGUACUUUAGGUUGGCCUGGUUGUGUAGAGGUUAACGUAUGUGGGAGUAGUUUCUUUGUAUCUGAUCAUUACAACUCUUCGUUGAUGAAAUUUUCGUUUGAUGGCAAAUUACUUGCCACUUACCAGGACGAAAGUUUUCAGAGGCCGAGGUCAUUAACUGUUUGUGAGGAUGGUUCAGUUCUUGUUUGCAGCAGUGGAAAUGAAACCUUACAUCUAGUUUCGCAGGAUUGCAGAAAAAUUAAAAUCUUGCCGAUUAAAACAGACAGACUUAAGGCCUUGCAGUCUGUCUGUUUUAAUGAUGCCACUUCCACUUUGUAUCUAUGUAAUUAUUAUGGAAACUCCAUCCUGGUAUACAAGCAGGCAUGA
Molecule: messenger RNA, 1710 nt
Organism: Ruditapes philippinarum (Manila clam)
Lineage: Eukaryota; Metazoa; Mollusca; Bivalvia; Venerida; Veneridae
Exons: 1
Coding region: 1-1710 (569 amino acids)
Molecular function (GO): zinc ion binding
Source: RefSeq, a predicted model, not a curated record